UCGAUUUUAUUCGUGUUCGUGUUUUGGGAAAGGGACGCGGAGACGCGUGCCACGCUUACACUCGUUCGAUUCAACACAACUGUUUUGGUUUUGUUGUUUUUUAUUUUUAUGAUUUAUCAAAAUCAUUUGAGACAUUUUGGAUUAAGCUGAAUGUGGAAGAAAGACCGAAUCAUUUAGCGUUUAGGAGUUGUUGUUGUUGUUGUUUGUGGUUUUUGAAACGAGUGGUUUGUUUUGUGAAAGUGUGGAGGUGUCAGUUUUUUUAUUCUUGAGAAAUUACUUACUAUCACUACAAGUGGAGUCGUCAGUGGUUCGUUGAGUUGUCUGGCCGCCGACUCAGAUGGGGGCUGCGCCCCUGCCAUGCCGCCGACUGCCAUGAGGUUGGACAGUCCGCCUUGCACCCACAAUAACAAUAAUAACAACAACAACAACAACAACGAGAAGGAAAAAGAGAAAGACAAGGACGCGUCCGGCGCCGAGCUGGAACUCCUCGCCAAGCUGGAGGAGGCGAACAGGCUCUACGAGUCGGACGCCAAGUCCCUUAACUCGUUGAGCGGCGCCUCCGGCCAUUCACGAAAGGGCUCCGACACUUCGCAGAUAUCCCUCACCUCCGGGACGAGUUCGACGCACGAGAGGGUGGAAGAUGCAAGUGAAGAGGAACGUUGGACGAAAUGGGGACACAUCGUCAACGACUGGGAGAACAACUGGCGCAAACAGAACGCUCAAAUUAAAGACCUUGUCCGGAUGGGUGUGCCCCAACACUUUAGGCCCAUCGUAUGGCAACUGCUCUGUUCCGCCACCGACGCCCCAGAGAAAAAACUUUACGCCGAAUACAUCAAGACGAAAUCUCCGUGCGAGAAAGUGAUACGAAGGGAUAUUGCGAGGACGUAUCCUGAACAUGACUUUUUCAAGGAAAAGGACGGUUUGGGUCAGGAAUCACUUUUUAAUGUCAUCAAGGCCUAUUCGUUGCACGACAGAGAAGUGGGUUACUGUCAAGGAUCUGGAUUUAUUGUCGGUCUGCUUCUCAUGCAGAUGCCGGAAGAGGAGACGUUCGCAGUCUUGGUUAAAAUUAUGCAGGACUACCGUAUGCGUGACAUGUUUAAACCCAGCAUGGCGGAAUUGGGUUUGUGCAUGUUCCAACUGGAGAACCUCGUCAGCGAGCACAUCACCGAUUUGAGUCAACAUUUUACCCUUCAAAAUUUUCACACUUCCAUGUAUGCAUCCAGUUGGUUUUUGACCUUGUUUACCACCGCCCUAUCCCUGCCUUUGGCCUGCAGGAUCAUGGACGUCUUCUUGUCUGAGGGAAUGGAAAUCAUCUUCAAGGUCGCCUUGGCCAUGCUUACUUUGGGUAAAGACGACCUCAUGUCGCUGGACAUGGAAGGAAUGCUAAAGUUUUUCCAAAAAGAACUUCCUGCAAGAGCAGAAGCCGAUCCUGAGGGCUUGCUUCAAUCGGCAUAUUCCAUGAAGUACAAUGCCAAGAAAAUGAAAAAAUUGGAGAAGGAAUACAACGUGAUUAAGACGAAGGAACAAGAGGAAAUGUCUGAACUCAAGAGAUUGCGAACGGAAAACAAACAACUGCGGCACAGAUGUGAAAUGCUUGAAGAAGAAAGUAAAGCACUGGCAGAUAGAUUGGUGAGAGGACAAGUUAGCAGAGCCGAAGAGGAAGAAACUACGUUUGUUGUGCAGCGAGAAUUGGACGCUUUGAGACACGCACAUUUAGAAACCAGCCAUCAACUCGCCCUCGCAAACGAAAAAAUCAGAUCUCUUUCUCUCAUGAUGGAAGAAACGCACACUUCUAGACAGUCUUCCAUUGAAGAAAUCACGUUGAAACAAGAGCAGUUACAGCAACGAGAGGAAAUGAUCCAAUGUUUGCAGGAGGAACUGGUCAAAGUGCGAUUAAGAGAAGCAGAAAAUGACGCCUUAAUUCGUGACCUUAGGUCGAGAAUUCACGAACUGGAAGAAGACAAGAAAACCUUGAGGGAAAUCACACCUGACAACAGUGUGGCACACUUACAAGAAGAACUGAUCGCGGUCAAACUGCGAGAAGCCGAAGCCAAUUUGUCGCUUAAAGAUUUGAGACAGCGAGUUUCUGAAUUGAAUCAACAGUGGCAAAGGCACCUACAAGAACAAAGACAGGACAAUUCGAAUUCAUCAAACGACGCCCUCAGCACACCCAAAAAACUCCUGUUUUGGGAAAACAGGCACAACGAAACUCAAAAACUCGAAGAGGAACUCAUGACCACGAGAAUAAGGGAAAUGGAAACUCUCACCGAAGUCAAAGAACUUCGAUUGAAAGUAAUGGAACUGGAAACGCAGGUUCAUGUCAGCACGAACCAACUGCGAAGACAGGACGACGAAAUAAAGAAGCAGCGGGAAUCUCUGGAAUCGGCCGAGUUAAGGGAUAGAGAUGCGGCCGCUCGUCUCUUGGAAGAACAGCGACGGUACUCCGAUUUGGAGAGCAAAAUGCAAGACGAACUGAUGAGAGCUCGGAUAAGCGACGCCGAAAAGACUCAGGCAAUAGCCGAACUCACGCAAAAAAUCAGCCAGUUGGAAUUGAAGAGUCAAGAAAUUGCAACAGAGGGCGAGCUUAGAAUACAUUCAGUAGAUGAUAGUGAUAGAGUUAGAGAGCUCCAGGAUAAAGUAGCGGAUCUCAAGGCUGAAGUCAUGAAAUUAGAAUCGCUGAAAGAGCGACGAUCGGGAAGCGGAGGAGGUCGUCAGCCCAACGAGAGAUCGUCAUCGAUCGACAGCACAGACGACGAUACCAAAAUAAGGCUUGACGAUCCGUCGCUACGUCUCCAAUUAGCCGAAUCUCCAACCGCACAGCCUGAACUCACUUUUGCCGAUUUGGGCACAGUCGAUUCGAAUGCCAACCACAACGUCUGAUUAAAUGGGAUAUGUGCAUAAAUAAUAAACCUUGUAUUAAGAGUAGUCGAAAUUCGAAAAAGUUAUUUAAAUUAGUCAAUUUGAGUUUGCAUGGUUGAAUUAUUGCUGCACCUGAUAGGCUCUCUUCUUCUCUCUUUUUCUGUCUCUCGAUUUUAACUAUUAAAUUAUUAUUUUGUAUUAUCACAAUUGGCAGUGUAUUUAUUGUAAAUAAAAUUACAUUUUUAAAAAUUUAUUCGUCAAGUGCAGGGUCUUUAUACAUAUUAACAAAAGAUUAUUUAUACAUAUAUGGGAGAUUAUUUAAAAACAAAAUAGUAUUUUAACUUAUUAUGUUAUUAAUUUAUUUACUAUAGUGAUAUUUUAGUCAUUUUUCCCUCCUUAAUUAAAUAUACCAAUAUGUACUUAAUGUAAUAAAUAAAUGGGUAUUUUCGUUGAAAUGUACGAUUUCAAACAGUUUUCCUUCGUUUAAAACUAUUUCAAAUCGUCUUUUUGUUAGUAGUCCAAAAAAAAAAGAAAAACUUAUGAACUAGUGAUACAAUCUAGAGUUGUUAGUACAUAGAUUUUGUAUUGUAAUAUUCUAUCUGUGUUAAUAUGGUAGUAUUAAAAUUAUGGGCUGGCGAGGAGGUUUAUUUAAAAAAAUGCGGUUUUGCUGUGCAAAACUUUAGACAAGAUAGUAAAUUAUUAAAGAAAAGUCGCCUCUACUUCAUUGUAUUUAAUCUGUUCUUCUAAAUUAUAUAAACAUCCUCCUCUGAUAUUAAUUGACAGCUAUCUAAUUAUUUAGGUGCUAAACAUUUAUUAAAUAUUUAUUUUUUUUAUUUGAUGUUGUCCGGCAUUUAAAACAUUCCAUAGAAAACAUCGAAGUUUUAGAAAUGUUGUUUUUUAAAAUUUUUAAUAUAAUACUCAAAAAAUGUAUCGCACAUUAAUAUUAAAAAGAAUUGGUGUGGUUAAUUUUUUUUGUCUUUAAAUUUUAUUUUAUGUAAUUUUUAUAACAAUUUUUAGAGCAAUAAAAUAAAAUGAAGUUGCAAUAUGUAAUUAAUUUCCUUUUUUUAAAUAUAUAUAU
Aethina tumida (small hive beetle) is the source of this 3937-nucleotide messenger RNA. It is a transcript of the gene Evi5, whose product is annotated as ecotropic viral integration site 5 ortholog. The transcript is spliced from 11 exons. Lineage: Eukaryota; Metazoa; Arthropoda; Insecta; Coleoptera; Nitidulidae. The record is from RefSeq and is a predicted model, not a curated record. The coding region runs from base 358 to 2880 and encodes 840 amino acids.